GAAAUGAGGAAUCAUUCAAUGUGGACAGAGUUCAUUCUUUUGGGUCUGACAGAUGACCCUAAGAUGCAAAUUGUAAUUUUUGUCUUUCUCUUUUUGACCUACAUGUUGAGUGUGACAGGAAACCUAACCAUCAUCAUACUCACUCUGCUGGAUUCCCACCUUAAGACACCCAUGUAUUUCUUCCUACGGAAUUUCUCCUUUUUAGAAGUGUCCUUCACAUCUGUAUGUAUUCCAAGGUUCUUAGUGAGCCUUGUGACAAAGGAGAGAACUAUUUCCUAUAUGAGUUGCAUGACUCAGCUGUUUUUCUUUAUUUUCUUGGGAGUAACUGAAUUUUAUCUUCUAGCUGCUAUGUCCUAUGAUCGUUACGUGGCCAUAUGUAAACCCCUGCAUUAUACCACCAUCAUGAGCAACAGAGUUUGCUACCAGCUUGUUCUCAGCUCUUGGGUAACUGCAUUCCUGAUUAUCUUUCCUCCAGUGAUCAUGGGACUCAAGUUGGAAUUCUGUGAUUCCAAUACCAUUGAUCAUUUCAUUUGUGAUUCUUCUCCCAUCUUGCAGAUUUCAUGUUCAGACACACAUUUCCUGGAGCUGAUGUCUUUUAUGCUGGCAGUGGUAACAUUAAUGGUCACACUAUUGUUAGUGAUUCUCUCCUAUGGCUACAUCAUCAAGACAAUUCUUAAAUUUCCUUCUGCUCAACAAAGGUCCAAAGCCUUUUCGACCUGUUCUUCCCAUAUGAUUGUAGUCUCCAUCUCUUAUGGUAGCUGCAUCUUCAUGUACAUAAAACCAUCAGCAAAUGACAGAGUAACUUUAAGCAAAGGAGUGGCCGUGCUCAAUACUUCAGUUGCCCCUUUAUUAAAUCCUUUCAUUUAUACCCUAAGAAACCAGCAAGUGAAGCAGGCUUUUAAGAACAUGGUCCAGAAAGUUUUAUUUUCAUCAAACAAAUGA
Erinaceus europaeus (western European hedgehog) is the source of this 942-nucleotide messenger RNA. Its product is annotated as olfactory receptor 6C75-like. Gene Ontology annotation, molecular function: G protein-coupled receptor activity; olfactory receptor activity. Gene Ontology annotation, cellular component: membrane. Bases 4 to 942 code for a protein of 312 amino acids. The transcript has a single exon. Gene Ontology annotation, biological process: G protein-coupled receptor signaling pathway. The record is from RefSeq and is a predicted model, not a curated record. NCBI's taxonomy places the organism in Eukaryota, Metazoa, Chordata, Mammalia, Eulipotyphla, Erinaceidae.